Molecule: messenger RNA, 656 nt
Organism: Lathyrus oleraceus (garden pea)
Lineage: Eukaryota; Viridiplantae; Streptophyta; Magnoliopsida; Fabales; Fabaceae
Product: 60S ribosomal protein L27-like
Exons: 1
Coding region: 110-517 (135 amino acids)
Biological process (GO): translation
Cellular component (GO): ribosome
Molecular function (GO): structural constituent of ribosome
Source: RefSeq, a predicted model, not a curated record
ACAACAUUCUAGGGUUUCCAAAUCCUUUAUACAUCACAACAAAUUAGGGUUUUCAUUUCAACCCUGAAACGGCGAUUCAGUGAGAGAGAAAGAGGAACGAAGAUCGAAAAUGGUGAAAUUCCUCAAGCCAAACAAAGCCGUCAUCGUCCUUCAAGGCCGAUACGCAGGGAAGAAGGCUGUCAUCGUGAAGAAUUUUGAUGAUGGAACCCGUGAACGUGCUUAUGGUCAUGCCUUGGUUGCAGGGAUCAAGAAGUAUCCAAGCAAGGUUAUCAAGAAGGAUUCGGCGAAGAAAACUGCUAAGAAAUCGCGUGUGAAGGCUUUUGUGAAACUCGUUAAUUAUCAACAUCUGAUGCCUACUCGCUACACUUUGGAUGUUGAUCUUAAGGAGGUUGUUACCAAUGAUGCUCUUCUGAGUAAGGAUAAGAAGGUUACUGCUUUGAAAGAGGCAAAGAAGAGAUUCGAGGAGAGGUUUAAGACUGGGAAGAACAGGUGGUUCUUCACUAAGCUCAGGUUUUGAGGUUGAUUUGUUGGAAGCAGUUUUAGUUUUUCUUGAUUUAUCGUUGUUUAGCGUUGUUUUUUUUUGAAUCUGGGAAACGAUUUUGGAUUUGGAUUUGUUAUUUCAUAAUUUUAUGAAGUACUACUCUGAGAAUUUUAUA